Molecule: messenger RNA, 2504 nt
Organism: Varanus komodoensis (Komodo dragon)
Lineage: Eukaryota; Metazoa; Chordata; Lepidosauria; Squamata; Varanidae
Gene: SIRT2
Product: sirtuin 2
Exons: 15
Coding region: 388-1623 (411 amino acids)
Molecular function (GO): histone deacetylase activity, NAD-dependent; NAD+ binding
Source: RefSeq, a predicted model, not a curated record
GAAUCGCGUCCUAAUUCUGCGCGCUGGUUUGGUCGUUGGAUUUCUCAUUCCUCCUCGCCUUUCCCUUUUCAUUCUCACCUCGCGUUAGGCUGCCUUAAACAGAAAUUAGUUUAAGGGGCGGGGCCGCCCGGCAGCUCAGCCGUUACGACAUACGGGCUUGAAAAAAGCGUCACCAGCCUCCCCCCUCCUCCCGCAACGCAAGGCACGCCGGGUUAUUGAGCCGCCCCGAGAGGGCCCCAUCUGCCGCCCACCAUUGGCUGACACGGACGCCCCCUUCGCGUCCGGAUAGGGCGCUGUCCCCGUCCUGUGGUGGCGAUUGUUGUUGUUCUCGGGUGUUGUUGCCACGGGGCGUUUGAGCCUCGGCUUUUGAUUGGUCGUUGUGCCGCGAUGCUUCCUGGGGGUUGUAGUAUUCCUGUCAGGGUGACAGCGGCGGCUGUGCAGUUUGCCCUGCUCCGCGGCUCCCCUCAGAGUCGGAGUCUGCGGCGCGGGGACGCUUCAUGGAAAGCGGGGAAGGAUUCGGAUUCUGAUGACGAAGCUGGAGCUUCUGGUCAGACUGAAAUGGAAUUUUUACGAAACUGCUUGUCCCGGACUCUGGGCUUGGGCAGUGAGAAGCCUGAAAAGGUGCUGGAUGAGCUGACUUUGGAGGGUGUGAGCAAGUUCAUGCUGUCUGACAAAUGCAAGAAGGUAAUAUGUAUGGUUGGAGCAGGAAUCUCAACUGCUGCAGGGAUCCCGGACUUGCGUUCACCAGGCACGGGAAUCUAUGCCAAUCUUCAGCAGUACAACCUACCAUACCCAGAAGCCAUUUUUGACAUCAGCUACUUCAGGCAACAUCCAGAGCCAUUCUUUGCUUUAGCCCGGGAGCUUUAUCCAGGGUUCUUCAAGCCCACUAUCUGCCACUACUUUAUACGCCUCCUGAAGGAGAAAGGACUGCUCUUGCGUUGCUACACACAGAAUAUUGACACCUUGGAGCGGGUGGCUGGCCUGGAUGAAGAAGAUUUAGUGGAAGCUCAUGGAACCUUCUUUACUUCCCACUGUAUCCGCUCUACUUGCAGGAAGACAUACAGUCUGGACUGGAUGAAAGAAAAGUUCUUCUCAGGUCUUGUCCCCAAGUGUGAAAAAUGUCAGGGUGUUGUGAAGCCAGACAUCGUGUUUUUUGGGGAAAGCCUGCCCUCCCGUUUCUUCUCUUUGAUGCAGUCAGAUUUCCGUGAAACAGACUUGCUUAUUAUCAUGGGCACCUCUCUUCAGGUCCAACCCUUCGCCUCUCUUGUCAGCAGGGUAUCCCAAAACACCCCGCGGCUGUUGAUCAAUAAAGAAAAGACUGGAGAGAGUGACCCUGUCUUGUCCCUGAUGGGCUUUGGCUGUGGGAUGAACUUUGAUUCAGAAAAGGCAUACCGGGAUGUUGCCUGGCUUGGAGACUGUGAAGAGGGUUGUCUAGCCCUGGCAGAGUUACUGGGAUGGAAGAAAGAGCUGGAGGAACUGGUUAAAAAGGAGCAUGCGGCCAUCGAUGCUGAGUCGGGGCAGGCUGUUGCUGAUGCGGCAAAUGCCUCCUGCUCUUUGGUGAGGGAGAAGAAGCAGAAUUCGUCCCCAGAGAAGGAAACACCACCUGGCAAGAAAGAAGAGUGAAGAAACUGGGCAGGACUGGGGGACACUUGCUGCGAAUAAAUGACAACUCAGAAUGGCCACAGGCUGAAUGAUCCUUGCAGCUUGCUGACUUGUCUAACUUUACUUCCUUAAGGGGCUCGACCGCACGGGAUCAACCAAAGGCUUUUGCCUAGGAGAGCAUGCAGAGGGGAAUCCAAAAGAAUGUCAGGUGUUGCAGAAUAAAAGUGGAAGAGGCCGAGGUGCCACCUUUCAAAGUCUUUUCUGUUGACUUUGGGAGUGUUUGAUGCAAAGCCCUAAACUGCUGGAAUUAUGGGGGAGAAGCUGGAUUGUCAGGAAGCAAUAUGAAUAUUCUGAGCUAUUUUCCAACCUUUGUGAGUUCUGAUUAAGGUUUUGGAGUAGAGUUUUAUUUCUAAUUCACCUAUACAAGAAAAUAGCUGUAAUUGGGGGUGAUGUGGGGUUGGUGGACAAAACCAGCCUUGAACUUAACGCUAUAUAAAAUUAUUUCUAGGCCACCUUUAAGAAUGUAUACCAGCUUGAAAGGAUUCCAAGAAUAAAAUCCUCAUAACAUGGAUACACAUUUUAAAAAUUCAUAAAACAUGUUUCAGUAAACUCCAGGAAAAUGAAGUUUGACAAUUAGAAUGAAUAAAAAUGAACUUUACCAAUAAAAACCAACAGCCUAGAGUUAAGGGAAAGCAGGUGGGUCUUCAGAGCUCUUCAUUUUGCGAAGUACGAGUUCUUUGGCACCCACUUGGCUGAAAAUUAUACAGUGUGUCGAAUGGUGGUUGGAGUUUUAUUUGAUCAAUGUUUUGAUUCUUGGAGGGUAGCCAUUUUAACACUGUUUAAGCUUUUACUUCUGUUUCUUGCAUUAACUAUAAAAUUGCAAUUAAAUAUAAGCACCUUGA